CAAGAGUCGCAGCAGGGGAAGAAGCACAAAGAGAGCAGCAGUGAGUCCACCACCGGCAGGAUGAGUGCUACGGCAACAGAGCAAGCUGACAUCCUAACUGUGCUUGUCCUGGUCAAGGAACGAUGGAAAGUGGUAAGUGUGUGUGUGUGUGAGCCUAUGUGUGUGUGUGUGUCACCGUUAAGUUAUGCCAUGUUUUUACCCCCUCAGCAAGCACCAAUUCAACACGACAAGGCUAUCUUUGCUCUCCAAACAUUGCUUAGACUCUCCCCUAUGUCUCCAUCUUCUCCAUCUUCUCCAUCUCACCUGCUGUCCUGGACAGUUUGGGGUCAACUCCCUUUGUGUGCAGUGCACAUGCAGCUUUCUGUCACGAAGUGGAGUGGAACUUAAUAUAGCAGCAGAGUAGCUAUUUGUAGCCACUCAGUGUGCUAUUCCCAGCACUAGGCCUUGGCCCAAUCCCCCCCUGUCCGCUCCACUCCACCAGGGCGUGGUGUGUGUGUGCACUUUUGUGUGUGCUUGAGUGAGGGUGUGUGUGCUUGCGCGUGUGUGUGUGCUUGCACAAGUGUGUGUGUGCCCGUGUCUCCCAGCCAUCACAGAGCCACCAGGGACAGGGUGCCAUGUGAGGUUAGUGUAGCUGGGACUGCGCCUGGGAGGAGUACUAGGCAGUAACAAAGUACAGCGCCAUGGCUCCACUUCCUGUGUAUAGUACUGACUGAGGGGCUGAUGUUACGUAACUCUGCCACUGCUAAUCCAUUUGAGAUGAGCUGCUUCUGUCACACAUGAUUGUGUGUGUGUGUGUGUAGGGGGUGGGGAAAGUGUGUGUUCAUGUGUGUGUGUGUAUGUGUGUAUACUGAUAAGAGAGGGAGAAACAUGUAAAUGUGUCUGUGGUAAUGGGCAGGGGAAGUUGGGAAGAGGAAGGGUGAUGGGAAGAUUGAAAAAUCAAGUAAUGAAGCCUAUGUUUUCCACAUUAUCACAUGAUGUAUUGCCUUGGGAUAUGUGUGUAGGCAAAGAAGAUUGGUGGCGGUGGCUUCGGGGAGAUCUAUGAGGCGUUGGACCUGCUGACCAGGGUCAGUGUUGCUCUGAAGGUGGAGUCAGCACAGCAGCCCAAACAGGUCCUCAAGAUGGAGGUGGCCGUCCUCAAGAAACUCCAGGGUAAGACAGCAAUUACCUGCACUUAACCUGCCCUCUGGCUUCUGCCCCUUGCCCACUCUACCCUAAACUCUACUCAACACACCCCUGCCCACUCAACCACACCCCUCCCAAACAACUCUCCACAAACCCCCUGCCCUACACUAAACUCAACCACAACCCCCUGCCCUAAACUCAACCACAACCCCCUGCCCUAAACUCAACCACAACCCCCUGCCCUAAACUCAACCACAACCCCCUGCCCUAAACUCAACCACAACCCCCUGCCCUAAACUCAACCACAACCCCCUGCCCUAAACUCAACCACAACCCCCUGCCCUAAACUCAACCACAACCCCCUGUCCUAACCUCAACCACAAACUCCCUGCCCAAAACUCAACCACCUCUGCCCUAAACUCAACCUGCCCUACAACAACCCCCGACCUAAAUAACCACAAGUAAACUCAACCAAUGUAAACUCAAGAAAUGCCUAAUUUCAAAACAUGCCUAAACUUCAACCCAACCUGCCUAAACUCAACAAAAUGCCUAAAUGAAAGAACGAAACAACAAGGAAGAGUGCGCUACAGGACACAACUGUAAAAACACACUACUGUCUAACUAACAAACCCUAUGCCUACUUCAACAUCAAACUCCCUAAUAACAAUCCCUGCCUUCAAACAAGGCCAAGACAACACGCCAAACUACGAAGACCCAUGUCUGGCACUCACCACACUCCCUCUCCUAACUCAACCACAACCCCUCUGCUCUCACUGUAACCACAACUCCUGUCUAUCCUCAACCACCCUCCUUCCUGCCCUAACUCACCUCGCGUUUCCUGACCCAAAAUCAAUGGUCAAGUAGACAUUCAACCUAAUGUAAUCUCAAGAAAUUGAAUUUAUAUUUUCUUAAAGGUACAUGCUCUAUUUUAUAAGGCAAGGGGAUACUGACACUGAAGGGUAAUAGAGAGAGAUGGAGAGAGAGAAAACAAGGAAGUGAUGGGAGGUGGGCUACAGGGCACAGAGUGUAAAAGGGCAUCACUACUGGUGUGUAUAGUAAGACCCUAGCCUGACUUCAAAUCAAACUCCCGAUAAAGUCCUCCUUCAUAGCAGGCAGAGGAUCAACAGACCAAUUAGGAGAGGAGUUCAUUUGGGGGGCAUUUUGUUUUCUUUUUCUUUCUUCCUCUCUCUCUCUCCUCCCUGCCCUUCUCCCCUCUCGCUGUCUUUCUGUUUCUCUCUCUGCUCUCUUUUUUCUUCUCCUUGUUUUCCCUCUCUUCCUUCUUCCUGCCCUUUUCCCGUCUGUCAGUUUUUUUUCUCUCGAUCCCGAAAAUCGAUGGUCUGGGAAGGAUCAUGUUUGCUUUCUAAUGGUUGUGUGUGAGUAUGUGUGUGUGUGUGUGUGUGUGUGUGUGUCUAAUGGUUGUGUGCUAGAGGAUUGUGGUUCUAUAGCAUCCUGAGGGAAAGAGGAUGUAACUUGAAACGUGCUCAACUCUUCCCAUCCUCCCAUCCCCCAACAUGUCUCUUCUAGCCUCUUUUUCUCAACAGACAUCGACUGAAAGGCUUAAAAUAAGCCUUUGUAGAUUAUCUUAGGGGAGAAAAAACAUGUAUGGUAAGCCUAUCCCCACUCACACUUCUCAAGUAUUUGCAUGCCGUCAAAUAUAAUGAUGCUGGGAAUGAGAGGAGGAAAAGGACGAGGGAUAGGGAAGAUGUGGUCGAGAAUGUAGUGAGAGAUUGAGUGUAUGGGAGAGUAGAGAGGAAGAGUGGGGUCUCUCCCUGUGCUGAAGGGUGUGGCCGGAGUCUGGCUUUGCAGCAGGGUCCCCUGAGAUGAGCACACACACACCAUAAAUCAGCAUGGGCCACAGGCAAGCUGUCAGAGGCGAGCUGUGGGCUGGAUGGGGCGUGGGGGGGAGGGUCUGUGGAGCACAGUGGCUGGCCAGUAGAAAUAUACACAUGCUGUAUCAAUUUAUGAGAUUAGAUAAUGAGAUUAGAUUAUGCUGUAUCAUUUUAUCAAAUCUAUUCUAUUCCAUUUUAAUUGUAUUCUAUUCUCCCCCAGGUAAAGACCACGUGUGUCGCUUUGUUGGGUGCGGCCGCAAUGAUCGCUUCAACUACGUGGUGAUGGAGCUUCAGGGUCGUAACCUGGCCGACCUGCGGAGGAGUAUGACGCGGGGCACGUUUACAAUCAGCACCAUCCUGAGACUGGGCAGACAGAUACUAGAAGCUAUAGAGAGCAUCCAUUCUGUUGGCUUCCUGCACCGAGACAUCAAACCGGUGAGACAGAGUGUCAGAGGUGUGUGUGUGUGUGUGGGGGUAGGGCUGUUGCGGUGACCGUAUUAACGCCACACUGGCAGUCAUGAGUCAUGACCGCAGUAAAAUUCUAGGUGACUGUUGAGUCACGGUAAUCUCCUUUUAUGCACUCUGGACAUGCGUUGGUAGUACCUAACUCGCUAACGACCAUCAGGUCGCUAAUGGUCUGGUACUCAGGGCUCUAUGAUCCCUCUAAUCACUCUGACAUCAAUGCAAUUGCAAUUGAAAAUCACAUCAAACACUUAUCAUCAAAACAGUAUGUGCUUUUAAAAUUCACCUCAAUGUGAUUGAUCAAUUUGAAGAAAGAAGUUCAACAACAGGUUGAAACUGAGUGGAAAACAUGGUCGUUGUGGAUGUUAUUUCAAAGCCUAACACAAGGAAAUGGACAUAGCUUUCUAAGGUGAUGAUUAAUUCAAAACACCCAUAUGCAUAUUAGAGCUUAUGCAUACGCAAUAUGCAUAAGCCUACUGUAUAUAUGAGCCCAAGCCCGUAGAAAACCCUGAAUUAAAAUAAUGAUUGUGCCGUUAUACAAUACAUAGCCUACCGCAUAUUACACAUGGCAGAAAAACAUACAUAAAAUACUGAUUUAAGAUGUCUUUGGUACAUAAUUGGUCUAGCCUAAAUAAACAAAUUCAGUUAGCCUACAAUUAUAGUUAAUUUGAGUUUGAAUAGCCUAAUAAUAGGGCAUUUUUUAUAUUUUCAUAAUUAAUAGGCUGACACAUUACCUUUAGAUACAGAAUAUCUCACCACCGUGCAUUCCAUCUCCACCUCUCUCUCCUUCAUUCCUUUCUCCAGCUCACAGAGAGAAGGGCUGUCAACAGUUUAAUGAAAUAUGUUUCUUGUGAAAACAUGUUGCAUUUUGAUGUUCCCAAACAGAUUUUACUUGGUUUCCCAAAUCAAGCACUACGUAGCUGCAGGAACAGGGUUGGAGAGCCCAUGGCAUACAGAGUUUGGGCGGAAUAUCACCUGUCGCAUGGCGAAAUAAGCGGAGUAGCCUACCUACCUGACAUGAGUGAAAAAUGAACCGGCGGGAAAGUGGCCUCCAUUCGCUAUAGGAGCGCAUACGGAUGACGUCUUUUUUCUCUUUUCCCUGUUCCUGCCCAUUUGAUAAUGGACCAUUCUAAAUCCAAACUAAUGUUACAUAUUAGUAAAGAAAAUAUUUAAUUGAGAAUAGUCUGAUGGGUGAGAAUAUUUUGACUUGAUGAGAGAACAGCGUGUGCAGCCUGAGGCAAGGAACAGAGCUCAAGCUUUUUUUGCUACUUUCUCAAAUCAUCAAUAGCAUAAUAUAAUAUAAUAUAAUAUGCCAUUUAGCAGACGCUUUUAUCCAAAGCGACUUACAGUCAUGCGUGCAUACAUUUUUGUGUAUGGGUGGUCCCGGGGAUCGAACCCACUACCUUAGCGUUACAAGCACCAUGCUCUACCAGCUGAGCUACAGAGGACCUGUUUCAUGCAGCCCAUAUAUGUUUUGAUUUCUAAGACAUUCUAAGAUUUGUAUCAUUCACAACUAAAGUAGCCAAAUAACUCUAAAUCUAGUAUAUAGGACCUGUUUAAAAUGAUCACUUUUACACUCAACAUAGCCACUUCAUAUGCACACUCGCUCCGGAAUGGGAAAAAUAUCCUUUCUAUUUUAUUCAGCUAAGUUCAAUUAUAUUCUUCUUACUAUAAAAUCAUAGAAUAUAAAAUAAUGCCACGGGACUUAUAAGCAUAUCUAGUCUGCUAAAUGAACAAGCCAGAUAACAUACAGUAGACCAACUCAUAUUCUGUUCUUCUGAAAUACAUUUUCUUCAUAUCAUAAUGUUUCUUUAGACCUGCCUAAAAUAUUUAUUGUGAUAGUGUAUAUUCAAUUGAUUUAUUAGACUGUAGAUGUUCCAAAUGCGCUCAUCAGUGGCUCAUAUGCGGCUUGUAUGUGUGGAGGCCUGGAGAUGCUAAAGGUGUUUAUGUUAAUUAAUACCAUGAGACCUGCAGUCUUUUGCAUGACAAUAACCGGCUGCCAAAAUGCCAUGACCGCCAUAGCCCUAUGAGGAGGUAUGACUUUUUGGAAAGAAGAGAUGUAUUUCUGUGAUAGUGAAGAGAAUCAGAUGAUAGUUGUUAUUUAAGUCCUUUCUCUCUCUUUCUUGAUCUCUAUCUCACUACCUUCUUCUUUCCCCUUCUCUCUCCUAGUCCAACUUUGCCAUGGGCCGUUUUCCCAGUACCUGUAGGACCUGCUACAUGCUGGACUUUGGUCUAGCGCGCCAGUUUACAAACUCCUGCCAAGAGGUCCGACCGGUAAGUGUCUGUGGUGUUGAGUGUGGUUAGACAAUGUGGGCCAGUUUCCCGGACACAGAUUAAGUGCAGUGCUAGACUAAAAAGCAUGCUUAAUGGAGAAUCUCAAUUGAAAUAGUUUCUUUAGUCCAGGACUAGGUUUCUAUCAAUGUCCGGGAAACUGGCUGUCUGUUUGUUGAAUGUGUGCUAUUGUCAUGUAAGGUUCCUACUAUGUUAGUCGUCCAGCAGCUUGUGAAGUCUCUCUUUCUCCCCCAGCCACGACCAGUAGCAGGGUUCAGAGGUACAGUCCGCUACGCGUCCGUCAACGCACACAAGAACAAGGAGAUGGGUCGGCAUGACGACCUGUGGUCUCUCUUCUACAUGCUGGUAGAGUUCAUGGUUGGCCAGUUGCCAUGGAGAAAGAUCAAAGACAAGGUAAGCGUCUAGCUUGAACAUUCCUUCCUGUACACCAACCAAUCAGCGGUCUCUACUGGAAUAAUAGUCAAGAUACAGACAUACAUGACUCGGAAUGGUAAUGUUAGCUUUAGCUAACACUAACUCAUGUCACAGCUCUGACAUCACUGCAUAUGAAUGUACUCAUGCACCUGUGUGCAUAGAUAAAAAUCGUUUCAUUGUAACAUGUGUGAACCCUCCCCAGGAGCAUGUAGGGAAGCUGAAGGACACCUAUGACCACAGGCUCAUGCUGAAACAUCUGCCUGCUGAGUUCACUGUCUUCCUGGAUCACAUCUCUAACCUGGACUACUUCACCAAACCAGACUAUCAGGUAACUGUGUGUGUGUGUGUGUGUGUGUGUGUGUGUGUGUGUGUGUGUGUGUGUGUGUGUGUGUGUGUGUGUGUGUGUGUGUGUGGGUGGGUGGUUGGGUGGGCGGGUGGUAACAUGACAUAUCGUUCUCCCUUAACCUACUGCAUGUGUGUGUAUACAGUAUCUGUAUCUUUUAACUGUUAGAACUAAGCACUGUGUUAGCUCCCUGUGUCAAUAUACAGUAAGUCACAGUCAAUAUUUGUCUACACUGAGUGUACAAAACAUUAAGAACACCUGCUCUUUCCAUGACAUAGACUGACCAGGUGAAUCCAGGUGAAAGCUAUGAUCUCUUAUAGAUGUCACUUGUUAAAUCCACUUCAAUCAGUGUAGAUGAAUGGGAGGAGACAGGUUAAAGGAUUUUUAAGCCUUGAGACAAUUGAGACAUGGAUUGUAUAUGUGCGCCAUUCAGAGGUGCCUUUGAACGGGGUAUGGUAGUAGGUGCAAGGCGCACUGGUUUAUGUCAAGAACUGCAAUGCUGCUGGGUUUUUCACGCUCAACAGUUUCCUGUGUGUAUCAGGAAUGUUCCACCACCCAAAGGACAUCCGGUCAACUUGAUACAACUGUGCCAGCAUCCCUGUGGGGUGCGCAACUCAAUAUUAGGAAAGUGUUUCUAAUGUUUGGUAUACUCAGUGUCUUUUUGCAGAAAGACUGAUUGCCUACAUAAUCUUGGAUUGUCUUCAAAAUGUCAUAGCAAUGAUUGCCAAUGUCUGAUCCCUCUAGUUGGAGUACCAAGUAUCAGUCAGCCAGUCAGUCAGUGAUGUUGUACAAGCCCUUAGGUAUCUCAGGAUAUGACAUCAUGUGACUUUCUGUUGUGUUGUAGCUGCUGAUGUCAGUAUUUGACAACAGUAUGAAGACCUACAACGUGGUGGAGAAUGACCCGUAUGACUGGGAGAGGACUGGGUCUGAUGGCACUCUGAGCAUCAACGCUACAGCCACCACACCGCAGCACCACACACGCCUCACGCCUGCACACAUGGGGUAAAAGACUGGGAAUCAUGGAUUAGCUGUUUGAAGGUCUGCUGAGGGUUUAGGGGUUUCUUGUCUCUUUCACAAUCGCAUACUGGUUCUAAAAAAACGUAAACUUGUUUACAGAAUUCAUUAAUUCAUUCAUCUACCUGUUGAAUGAAUGCAUAAAUGAAUGGAUGAAUCUACCUGUUGCUGUCAGUUAGUGACACCGGAGUAACAUCUACUCUAUGAUUCCAGAAUGGCGAAUGCGUCCCUGGUUCCUGGGGACCUGGCGAGGGAGAACACAGACGACGUGCUGCAGGACGAGCAGCUCAGUGACAAUGGGGAGAACAACCCUCCUCCAGACCGUCUCCCUGGAUCCCCCAGCAUGCCCCGGGCCAACCAGGAAGCUGACGUUUGGGAGAUGCUGGACCGCGACCGCAACCGCAUCAGGACAGCUGUCUGGAAGGUAUGCACAAACACAUAAGAACACACCCACACACACGCACACACACACACACACACACACACACACACACACACACACACACACACACACACACACACACACACACACACACACACACACACACACACACACACACACACACUCACACACACUCACACACAUACACACACACACUCUCACACACACACACACACACACACAUACAAACACACACGUAUACACACACCCAUAUCCCUUACCACUCCAUCCCCUGGUUUCCUCCCCACCAGGCAGCCACAGAGGAGGAGCACAGCAACAACCAGGGGGGUCCCCAGAGCCCAUACGCCAACCCCAGUCUGGGCUCUCCUGUUCGGGUACACUCUGAGAUGGUGGGGGCCUCAGGGCAGGACGGUGGUGGUCCUCUGCUCAGGAAGCUUCGUAACAUCCACAGCUUUGAGCUGGACAGGAGGUUGACCCUAGAGGCCAAGCCCAGCCCAGAACGCUUCCUGGAGGCAUGGUCAGUACCCUUACUAACCCCCUGUACCGCUAUACUUCCACACUAUUACUAACAACCAGGAAUGGGACUUUGCUGAGAAAUAAAUAUAGUAGCAGUAGAAAUCUGGAAUCCUCCUCUUUUUAGUUGCUACCAUCAAAACUCUGCUUUCACACGGGAUUGCAUAUAGAAAUGUCUGGGCUCAUAAGAACACUUAUUUCACUCCACGCAUCACUGCUUGAGGAGCAGCCUCUCACUGCGCGACAGGUGAUAUUCCUCCUAAACUCUGUAUGCCAUUGACUCUCCAACCCAGCUCCUGUAGCUACCUAGUGCUUCAUUUGGGAAACUAAGUGAAAUCUGUUCAGGAACAUAGUAGUAACAUGUUUUCACAACGAAACAUAUUUUAUUAACCUGUUGACAGCCCCUCUAUCUCUACGCGCUCGAGAAAGGAAUGAACAAAUUCACUAUAAUUGUAGGCUAACUACUCUGUAAGCUGCCCUUCGCAAUCAGUGAACCAACAGCAUCACCUAGGCCUAUACGUUCUCUCCCAGACUCAUGGAUAGAACAUUUGGAGCGUAGCAUAAGGUAACCAGUCCAUCCAGUAUGCAUAAUAAUACAGUCCAGACUCAAAGGUGAUUACCAGAGUUUUGUUGAUUUUUGUAUAUUAGGCUAUUGUAUAACAGCACAAUCAUUAUUUUAAUUCAGGCUUUUUUAGAGGAUUGGGCUCAUAUAGGCCUAUGCUUAUGCAGAAAGUCUAAUAUGCAUAUGGGUGUUCUACAUGCAACAUCUUAAAUGCUUUGAAUGAAUCACCACUUUAGUAAGCGUUCAUUUUGUUGUGUUUGGCUUUGAGACAACAUCCACAACGACCAUGUUUUCCACUCGAUUUCAACCUGUUGAACUUCUUUCUUCAAAUUGAUCGAUGACAGUGAGGUCAAACAAUGUAGCCUAACAGUGAGUUUUAAAAGCAUGAUACUGUUUUGAUGAUAAGUGUUUGAUGUGAUUUUCGAUUGUAUUUGCAUUGAUGUCAGAGUGAUUAGAGGGACAACAGAGCGCUGAGUACCAGCCCAUUAGUGACCUGACAGUCGUGAGCGAGUUGGGUACUACCAAUGCAUCAGCGCCAUUCAUGUCAAAGCGCAUAGGAGAUUACCGUUACUUAACGGUCAUGUGGAAUUUGACUGCGGUCAUGACUGCAGGUGUGGAGGUAAUUCAGUCACUGCAACAGCCCUACUCCUGUCCUGUCUUGUCUGAAUGCCCUGACUGUAAGUUGCUCUGCAUAAGAACACCUGCCAAAUGACUAACAUGUUAAUGUCUGUCUGUCUGUCUGUCUGUCUGUCUGUCUGUCUGUCUGUCUGUCUGUCUGUCUGUCUGUCUGUCUGUCUGUCUGUCUGUCUGUCUGUCUGUCUGUCUGUCUGUCUGUCUGUCUGUCUGUCUGUCUGUCUGUCUGUCUCUCUCUCUCUCUCUCUCUCUCUCUCUCUCUCUCUCUCUCUCUCUCCUCUCUCUCUCUCUCUCUCUCUCUCUCUCUCUCUCUCUCUCUCUCUCUCUCUCUUCAGUUCAGUGAAGCAGCAGGGUUGUGGGCAGCAGCAGCAGGAGAAGGGGUCUGAGGUGGGCCAGGGUCUGUCUGUACCCGCUGGUGGUGCCACAGCGCUAGGUCGAGCUGGUGGCUCUGACCGAGUCUGGCACUAUGACGAGGAGUUCAUAUCUGGUGGCGGCACCAACGGUAGCUUGUCCAAACCUGUCUCCCCUCACUCCCCUGGCUCCCUGGAGCAAGGCGAGGGGGCACCCAGCAGCGGAGGCUUCGUGGCCCUCAACCUGAGCUCCGGCAGGGGGGAGGUGGACUCCAGGGAGUGGGUGAUGGUGGAGAGGCCCAGCGAGUCCCCAGGGACAGGGACAGGAACUGGGGCGAAGGCUACGACCAGCCCCUCUGAGGAGGAAGAAGAGGACCUGGAGGUGCUGGAGGUACCCCUGGAGGCAGGGGAGGGGUCAAGGGGGAGUCCAAGUCCUGUUCAGAUCCAUGGGGACAGGGAUGGGAACCUCCAGGGGUCACCAGGGUCCAGGAGAGGACCCCCUAGAGUGGACAGGCUGGAGCUGAGUGUGGGACCCCCUGGAAGCCUGCCCCCCAUCACCCACACUAGCCCUGCUGAGGGCCUGGCUGAGGGAGUACUCACACAGGUAAGGACCUCAUGGACUAGUAUUACACAGUUCACUGGAAAACACUGCACUAUUAUAUGACAUACCUCCCUGUAACACACAUCACUAUUACAUACCUCACACAGGUCAAGACAUAUCAUGUAAUGUACACCGAUAGAGUAAUACAGCUUACACAGAACUAGACACAGUAGGACACUUUAUUCAUCUGGGUCAACAGUAGCAUCUUGCUGUGGUUUGAAGUAGAAUGUGAUUGUGAUCACUUAUGUCAUGUGAGCUUGUUUCUUUGCUUGUGUGAGCUUGAUAAAACGAUGGAUACUCCUCAGACAAUGGUUUUGUUUGAGAGUUGCCGUUGCUAGAAAGGGCACUUUGAUUUGCAUUUGAUAUCAUUAUUUGCUCUUUAUUUACAACUUUCAUUUGCUAUAUUGAUUUAUCUACGCUUGAAUUCCUGUCCUGGGUUGAUCCUUUCUCAAAUGGUGCUAUCUGAAGAAAUAGAUCGCACACUGACUCAUGAGAUUCCUCUAAGGAGACGUUUUAGAUCUCAGGAUUCCUCCCACCUCGCAGCCCACUCCCUCAAAGUUUUAAAUAUAUGCUAUACUCCUCCUUCUUCACCUCCAACCCCACCCCAUUCCGAUCCUCCCUUUCCCCCACUCUCUUCCCUCCCCACCCCAAUCUAUCCUCUUUCCACACCUUUACCUCUUCCCAUUUCUCUCCCCGCACUCUACCUGUCCAAAUCAUCUCUCCUCUUUCACCACCUUCCCUCUCUUUUCACCCUCCCUCUCCCUCUCCCUCUCCCUCUCCCUCUCCCUCUCCCUCUCCCUCUCCCUCUCCCUCUCCCUCUCCCUCUCCCUCUCCCUCUCCCUCCCUCCCCCUUACUCUUAGCUCCCCACCUCUCCUCCGUCCCUGCCUGAGGAGGUGUUGGCCAGGACGUCCAGUCCCCUGCUCCUGCGUUCCCCCAGCCCGCACACCCAGACCCUCCUCACCACCCUGUCGGACCCCCUGCACCAAAGGGACCCUCCUGGGAUGAGGCGCUAUUCAGCCAACCACCACCACCAACAGCACCUCCUCCGUCCCACCUCCUGUUCCUCCUGCCACGCCUCCCUACCUCCACCACCUCCUCACCCCGUUUCUGCCCGUAACCAAUCGCCCACCGGGCGCAGGAAACUGCCCGAGAUCCCGGCGGGCGCCGCCAACAGCAAGUUCCCUUCCGUUAUACGCAUCACACGCGCCCAACUUCAGCAGGUGAUGACCAAGCCGCCCACUUCGCCCUGAGGCCACUAACGAUUCAGUCGUCUCUAUCUUAACCAUAACACACCGCCUACCUUACUCCCUCAGCUAUUAGUUACUUACCGUCAUUUUUUACACUUUUUGUUUGGUUGUUCUCUUUGCUUCCUUUUUGUUUCCUUUUGCUGCUAGUGCGUUUGUUUGGCUGUUGUGUUGUCGUGUUGUCGUCAGGCAGACUGCUCUCUCCAGAGAACAACAGAUCAUUGUGAUGCAGACAGAGCAUGCUCAGAUCAAUGUGUCCUCCGGUCAGGGGAAGGAAUGGGGUCAAUUCUAUUUCAAUUCCUUUUCAAUUCAGUCAUUUCAGAAUGUAAACUGAAAUUGCACUUCCACUUUUCUUCAUUGAAAAGCAAUGAUGAAAAUUGGAAUUGGAAUGUCAGUUUACUUCCUGAAUUGACUGAAUUGAACUAGAAUUGAGACCAACCCUACUCAGGGAGCUUUCUGAUUGUAGUAUAUGUGUGUUUAGAAUGUGGAGCCAUGACUACAGGUUACGUGACAGUGACUUUUGUUUUGGUGAUUGUCUCUGUCUUUUGUCCUUUCCGCUUCUCCUGUUCUCUCUCUCUUUUUUUAAACUCAACCUGACCCCCUCUUUCUUUUACUGACCCUGACCCCUUCUCUCUUUUGUAGUCCCCUGCAUGGUUGUGUAAAUGUUUUUGUUCUUGUUGCAGAGCUGGGUCAAAUACUUGAGUCAAAUACUUGAGGGGUGCAUAAUUUAGCUUUCCAGGUACAAUGGAAUAGUCCCAAAACUCCAAGCUAAAUCAAAUACAUGAUCUAUACUAUUUGACCCAGGUCUUUCUUGUUGCUGGUUUGAUACUGACUAUUGACUUGACUGACAUUGCCUUGCUGUGGCAUGUUAUGAUCUUAAUUGAAUCUUUUCACAUGAUCUCUUACAAUGUUGUCAUUUGGCUCUACAUCUCUCUCUCUCUCUCUCUCUCUCUCUCUCUCUCUCUCUAUCUCUCUCUAUCUCUCUAUCUCUCUCUCUCUCUCUCUCUCUCUCUAUCUCUCUCUCUCUCUCUCUCUCUCUAUCUCUCUCUCUCUCUCUCUCUCUCUCUCUCUCUCUCUCUGUCUGUCUGUCUCUCUCCCUCUACCCAUCUCUCUCUGUAGUUGACAGCUCAGCGGUCCCCGUCAGGCUCAGACAGUGCUCCACAGUGCCUCCAGCUGGAGAGACGAGGUGAAGCAGCAGCUGAGGCCAAUCAGACCCAGGAUAAUACUGCUACCGCUGAUAUCCACUCCUCCCAGGGCCAGGAGCGCCUGCCCACCCCUAACCACACCUUUACCCAGCCUGGCAGCCAGCCCGGCAGUCCCACCACUGUGGAUGACCUCCUGGCAGAUACCUUGGUCAACGGAGGAGACACCCACAUCAACACCCGGACCCAUACCAAAGCCCACAGCCCUGUGCUAAGCCGAAUGUCUUCUCCUCACUCCCCGCAUUCUCCUCACUCUCCCGUUUCUCCUAAUUCUCCCCGUUCUAAUUCUCCACGCUCCCCCCACAGUCCAGUGUUAGGGCUAAUCAACGGCCAUCUCACUCCCCCAGCUUACGGCCAGGGGGAUGGCAGCAGUGGAGCCUUCCCAGAGCUGAAGGACCAUGAGAGUGACCAGCCCCGGUCAGACAGGGGAGAUGGGGUGGAGACCAGUGACCCAGCCCCAGCUCUAACCCCCUCCUCCCUGCCCUCUGCCCCCCGUAGGGACCCCUCCCGCAGGCUGAGCCGUAUCCCUGUCCUGGAACCCUCCAGCCUGCUGGACCUCCUCCCCACCCCUGGCUCUGCCAUGGAGAAGCUGUUCCAGAAGAAAGCCCACCACCAGGGAGGAGGCCACCACCCAGCCUCCUCUCCCACAGCCUCUCCCUCUCUCUCCCACCGUGGCUCCAUCAUGGCCUCGCUCCCCCGUGGGGAACAGCUGUCCUCCGCCUCGGACCGCUCUGAGACGGUCGAUGAGUUGUUCCUGGGCUCACGCUCCGACCGCCAGGGGGAUGACGCCUCCUCCCUGUCCUCCUCCUCCAGCCCCCUGUCCCGUAAGAGCAGGAUCCCUCGCCCCGUUAACCUUCCUAACCCGGCCCCAGAGCAGGAGCGAGCUGCACAGUACCUACCACGCCCACCCCCGGGCAAACCACCCAGUCGCCCUGCAGUGGAGGGCAGGUAAUAUAACUCUUCAUUAUUAGUUUUUAUUACAUGUCUUUCCCAUCUAUCAAAGUAGCCUGGUCCCAGAUCUGUUUGUGCUGCCUUGCCAACUCCUAUGAUCAUUGUCAUGCCAAUGUUUGGAGUUGGCAAGGCAGCACAAACAGAUCUGGGACCAGGCUACUAUCAUUCAGCUGAAUUACUCUAAUUUUGCCUUAAUGAUCUCAAUUGACAAUGUAUAUCUAAAGUUCUAAACCCUUUCUUCAUAUUCCAUCCGCCACCCAAGGCUGAGGCGUUACCGAAUCCGAGCGGGCAGCACCAGCGACUCAGACCUCCUGACCUGCCUGGCCCAGCUGAUGCACCAUGGUCAUGGUGGUGGUUCUGUCCGCGGCUCCCCCCACCACGGCCGCUCCUCAGCCCAGCACGGAGGCUCCCGGAUGGGCAUGUGUAGCCUGACCAGCUCCCCCCACCACCAUCCCCACCGGACCUCCAGCGCCUCUCCACGCAGCUCCUCCUCUCUACAGCGCUCUGUCUCCUCCUCCCCCUCCCGCCACGAACACCGCGGGGGAGAGAGAGGAGGAGGGGUUUGUUUCGGUCGGUCCCGAUCCCCUCCUAGCUUCUCCGGGUCCCCCCCUCCUCCCCGGCGCUCCUACCCCCACCACCAGGAGACUUGCUGCGGCCGCCAGGCCCGCACCGGCCCCUUCCACCAACACGCCCCAAGGGGGAAAGUCUGCAGCCGCGAGGAGAGGGAGAGG
Molecule: messenger RNA, 14667 nt
Organism: Coregonus sp. 'balchen'
Lineage: Eukaryota; Metazoa; Chordata; Actinopteri; Salmoniformes; Salmonidae
Source: the annotation of a GenBank genome assembly